CUACGUAAUAAGUACAUUAUUUUUUCUAAAAGUGUUGAUGAUCUUACAUCAGGUAUAGAUUUACCUACUUUAUUACAUUGCCCAGAAUCAAUAUCAUCAAGUGAAGGUUGUGGAGAAGAAGAAAAAAAUAUAACUCAAGAUGAAUAAAUUAAUAUGGCAAAAAUUGGUGUUAGUACUAUUCUUUAUACAUUGUCCAAGUAUGACUUGUCAGCAGCGUUUCCCAAUUUGUAUAUAGCAUACAAAUUCUUAGGGACUAUACCAGUUACAUCUGCAUCUGCGGAAAGAUCAUUUUCCAAAGUUAAACUUAUUAAGACACGCUUAUGUUCUACAAUGGGCCAAGGACGUUUGGGAAGCUUAAUGUUUUUGAGCUGUGAGAGGGACAUCAAAAUUGACCAUGAAGUCAUGAAGAGACAAUAACAUUCUUGGGAAGAACAUCUGAUGUGUUAAA
This is a messenger RNA of Aphis gossypii (cotton aphid), 448 nucleotides long. RefSeq names its product zinc finger MYM-type protein 1-like. The coding region runs from base 154 to 417 and encodes 87 amino acids. Lineage: Eukaryota; Metazoa; Arthropoda; Insecta; Hemiptera; Aphididae. The transcript is spliced from 2 exons. The record is from RefSeq and is a predicted model, not a curated record. Gene Ontology annotation, molecular function: protein dimerization activity.